AUGUCUCUCCAAAAGCUUAAAGAAAUUGGAGACCAGAUAAUCAAAGCUGUUGAAUCUAGUCCUCUUCAAGCUGAAAUAGCUCAAAUAUCUUUGGAAAGUAUCCAUCAUUUAAUUGUUUCUACAGAUCAAAAUGCUGGCGUUGAUGACUAUAGACAACCGAUGCAUCCAAAUAUGUACGUUGAUCAACAGAUGGGAUAUCCUCAGCAAAUGCCUCAACAAAUGUAUCAAUUUGAUGAAGCAAUGCCCCCAGCUGUUAUUGGUCCUCAGUAUAGCACUGACGUUAUGACACAGGCUAAUAGUAUCCCAUUCUUAUACCAUCAAAAUUUCCCCAACCAAUAA
Messenger RNA from Trichomonas vaginalis G3, 339 nucleotides. RefSeq lists its product as uncharacterized. The transcript has a single exon. The record is from RefSeq and is a predicted model, not a curated record. Lineage: Eukaryota; Parabasalia; Trichomonadida; Trichomonadidae. The coding region runs from base 1 to 339 and encodes 112 amino acids.